ACACAUUUGUCGUUUUAUUGGCUGUUGAAUCCCCCAAAACCCUUUCACCAGUAUUUUUCAUCGCUCUGUCUCACUUCUCAUCCGUGCCUCUCCUACUAUCAGGUCCUAGGGCCCUGCACUGCACUGUACUGUAUUGCAUUGUCCUUUCCUGCUUUCUCCUCCUACUUCAUCUCCGGCACCACCCCAAAAAUCGAAUGCAUCCCCACCACCGCCAUCAUCAUAAUAUCAGAACCCAACCCAUUUAACCCAUUACACUGCCCUUAAACCCCCCACUAACCCAAAAAAUCUCAUUUUGAAACUAAACACUAAGCAAACUAAGAGAGCCAGCUCCAUUUUCAUGGAUUCCUUCUUCAGCUCCUCCUUCACUCUCUUUCUCAACCUUGUUUUCUUACUUUUCACUUCCAGAGGUGCUUUAGGAGCUACUUUCACAUUCGUGAAUAGAUGUGAGACCACGGUGUGGCCUGGGAUUCUAGCAAAUGCAGGCAGUCCUAACCUUGACAGCACCGGCUUCGAGCUUCCCAAAGACACCUCCCGUUCGUUCCAAUCCCCGACCGGUUGGUCGGGCCGUUUCUGGGCGCGUACGGGUUGUAACUUUGACGACUCCGGAUCCGGGUCGUGUCUCACCGGCGACUGCGGUUCCGGCCAGGUCGAAUGCAAUGGUGCCGGAGCCACUCCGCCGGCUACGCUCGCUGAGUUCACUCUUGGAACCGGCGGGCAGGAUUUCUAUGACGUUAGCCUCGUCGACGGCUACAAUCUUCCGAUGCUCGUUGAAGGGACUGGCGGGAUGGGUACGUGCGCGUCCACGGGUUGCUCCGCGGAUUUGAACCAGCAAUGUCCGUCGGAGCUGAGGGUCGGUGACGGUGACGCGUGUAAGAGCGCGUGCGAGGCGUUUGGGACCCCCGAGUACUGUUGCAGCGGCGCGUAUGGUUCACCGACGACUUGCAGGCCGUCUGUUUACUCGGAGAUGUUCAAGGCCGCCUGUCCAAGAUCGUAUAGCUACGCCUACGACGAUGCAACCAGCACAUUUACUUGCACUGGAGCAGACUAUACGGUGACGUUUUGUCCAUCCUCUCCAAGUCAGAAAUCUUCAAGAGAUUCUACACCGAUGACAGGAGGUUCGAGUACAACCCCAUCACAAGGAACAGUUCCUGGCUCUGGGUCCGGAUACGUAUCCGGGUCAGGGACAGAUCCCGGGUUAACAUAUCCGGGUACUGAUUCAGGGUCUUCGGGUUCCGGAUCCGGUGAAACCAUGUUGGCAGAUGGGUCAUGGUUAGCUGGUUUAGCCAUGGGAGAUUCGUCACCAAGUGCAGUUUCUCCAUCUACUCUAAAAUCUGCAUUCAUAGCUUUGGCAGCUUUCUCUGUCACUUUCAUUCUCUCAUGUAGUAUUAACUUGUAGCUAAAACUCUGAUCUUUCCCGCUUUUGGUUUUUGGUUUUUUCUUUUUUCUUUUUUUUCUUUUUUUAUCUUCUUUUGUUUGUUUAAUUAAUGUGAAUUCUUCUUCAGGUUUGCAGACUUAAUAUUUUGGUUACAGGAAGUUUUGCCCAUUGGCCAAGGCCAGGAAAAAAGAAAAGCUGACACAUUCACCAUCCAGAUUGUAAAACAUCCAUUUCAAGAUUCUCCCCAAAAAAAAAAAAAAAAUUAUUCCUGUAACAUAUUUAUAAAAAGAAAACAAAAAAAAAGGAGUCCUUAUUUUCCUUUUGGGUUUUGAGAAUAUUAAGUGCCCUUUACUUUCCCUCUCUCUCUCAAGCUUUUUUUUCAAGGCUCUUCUGCCAAUGCAGUGCUAAAGAGAAACAAAUCAAAGAUUCAUAAAUCAUAACCAUUCUUUUAUUUUAUCUAUAUAUAUAUAUAUUGGGUU
Molecule: messenger RNA, 1854 nt
Organism: Ziziphus jujuba (common jujube)
Lineage: Eukaryota; Viridiplantae; Streptophyta; Magnoliopsida; Rosales; Rhamnaceae
Product: thaumatin-like protein 1
Exons: 3
Coding region: 338-1396 (352 amino acids)
Biological process (GO): defense response
Cellular component (GO): extracellular region
Source: RefSeq, a predicted model, not a curated record